UUUAGCGAAACGGAAGCAACGACGUGUUGGACAAAACGGAUGAACCGAAAAAAAAUCCUCCACCCCCCGUGUUUGAACCAUAAUCUAGUACCUAACCCCCCAAUCGAGCAGCUGUGCAACGCGCGUUCUAGGGUGAGAAAGUCAGUCCUCCGAGUGUGUAGAGUAGAGGGUGGUUAACGGCACUGCUGCUGACUGCUGCUGCGGAGUGGAGAGCGCAUCAUCUAGCCUAGGAUUUUCAAAGGGGCGAUUGGCGACGGCUGGUCGGGGAGUGGUUGAUUUAAUCCCGAACCCAUCCCUUUUGAACCAGUUUUGUGCUACCACGCCAGCGAACCAGGAGUCAGGAAGCUGGUACCAGAUCCGGAAGAGAAAGUGCAUACCAUACAUGUGUGUGCCGCCGUCGGAUCGGUCCGUUCGAGGAAGCUGAAGAUGGAUGUGCUCGCAUAGAGGCCGCACGGUGAUAAGAACGGCUCGAUACGGUUUGUAAUCCGUACGGCGAAAGGAAGUGCUUCUGUUUCUGCAGGAUAGGAAUAUUAAAUUCCAUUCUUGAACGGGCUUCUCGUUGUUUGCUGUCAAUGUUAAUGGUUAGAUGGAAGGAACUGGUUGGGUGACAGAAGAAUAGCAGGCGCUGACAGGAGAAAAAAAGUGACUGGAUGAAAGGGAUGUUUUCGAGUGGUUUCGUGUUGCUGGAAGGAAUAAUCUGAUCUGAUGAAGUGACAAAAUUGAAUUGAUGUUUUCAAUUUUUGAACCAGAGGAAUAACAACGUGUAAGAAGAUAUCUUAGCUGGAAAAACCUUGUGGUUCAUGUUUAGCUUCGUUGAGAAGGUCGGUGAAGAUAUUUGGGAAACAAAACGGCCCCGAAACAUGUGUUUUAACUUGUGAUAACAGUGUGAUGAAAGUUUGCUCAAUACAUAGUAAAGUGGAAGUACCUUCGUUAGCCUGACCCUGUCUAGCAACGGAAACAAUUGUCAGUUCACUAAAUAUAGUCAAGUAUACUGAUGGCUUCGAUGAUGGAUCGAUUGUAUUAGUGUGGUUUCUCACCCUCUGGGGGUUGUCCUCUCUACUCGCUUCUGUUUUUUUUGCAAACGCAUGAAGGUUUCCUCGUUUUCCUUGUGCACCGUAGCUGCAACGCUUUCCACGUCGUUGCUGGCGAACUAGAGUGCAGUGUCAUAAAAGUAAAGUGCGAAAAGUUGCAGCUUGUUGCUUCAUCAACCAGCUGUUUUAUGCACUUAAAAACUCAUAAAACUAGAACCAUGGUGUUUAGCAUCGUUAACAGGCGGAAGCAGAAGGAAACGGAAGUGAAAAUCAAUACCGUUAUACAAUCGUAAAAAGUGAUAAUUAAACCUAGCAUCUCUCAUCGUAAUCCCUCAAUCAAAAUUCGCAAACAUAAUUCGAUAAAUUAAUUCCCGUUAGGAUUAGCAAAAUCACAAAAUGUACGGAUUCGUAAACUAUGCGCUGGAGCUGCUCGUACUGAAAAACUUUGGAUUAAACACGUGGGAUGAAAUAAAGAAGAAAGCGCAGGUGAACAUGGAGGGCCAAUUUCUGGUCCGACAAAUUUACGAAGACGACAUCACGUAUAAUUUGAUAGAGGCCGCGGUUGACAUACUAAACAUACCCGCUGGUGACAUUUUGGAACUGUUUGGUAAGACUUUUUUCGAGUUCUGCCAGGAUUCCGGUUACGACAAGAUUCUACAAGUACUCGGAGCCACCCCACGAGAUUUUCUUCAGAACCUAGACGCCUUACAUGACCAUCUCGGUACGCUGUACCCGGGAAUGCGUGCUCCCUCCUUUCGCUGCACCGAAACGGACGGUCAGCUAGUCCUGCACUACUACUCCGAACGGCCCGGACUGGAACACAUAGUAAUAGGAAUAGUGAAAGCUGUGGCAUCCAAGCUGCACGGUGUUGACGUAGAGUGUAAAAUUAUCAGGCGGAAAGGUGAUCCUAUCGAAGUGGCAGCACCAAAGGCGGAAGACAAAGCAAAGCCCGUUUUCCUCCCGGUGGCGAAAGUCGACAAACCAGUUCCUGUUAACACAUCAGCAGAGUUUGCUGUGCCUGAAUUAGCCAAUCUAGGACUAUGCAAGCGAAUACUAAUGUCUAAAACGUAUGGUGAAUCUUAUCUAUCGAAUAGACUGAAUAAUUUAGCAACCUCUAGAAGCUCGACAACGCUUGCAAACCGAACCGACACUACGUUUUGCAAUGGCAAUAAAUCUAGCUUAAGCAGUAGCCAGAACGGAAGCAAUAGUAGAUUAUAUUUCGAUGAUAGUCAAACGACCACUAGUAGUAACGACAACAUCAAUAAUUGUGAUAGCAAUCAGCAGCCCCCGGCGGUGAAGACGAAACCCGGCAGCAGCAGCAGCAGCAGCAGUCGGCACGUGGAACGGUCCGAUCACUUUCAGUUUCUAAUCACGGAAAUUUCCGGCCCGAAAACACCCACCCGGAGGAGUGAGGAGAAGGAACAGCAGACGGAUUUUCAGCUGGUGGCGAAAGAACCGAUUAUCUCCCCAACAACGUUCUGCAAGGCAUUUCCGUUUCACCUGAUGUUCAACCGGGACCUAAUAAUCGUACAAGCGGGUAGAUCUGUGUCCCGAGUGAUACCGAAGAUCUCUGAGACAAACUGCCCAUUGAUGACAAUUUUUGAAGCAGUUCGACCCCAUCUGCAGCUAAGUUUCGGAAACAUUCUUGCACACAUCAACACGAUCUACGUACUCAAAACUAAAGCCGGCGUAAUGUCCAUCAGCGAGCGUUAUCUGAGGUUGAAGGGUCAAAUGAUGUACAUUCCGGAGUCGGAUCUGAUCCUGUUCCAGUGUUACCCCAGUGUAAUGAAUCUGGAUGAUCUGACCAAAAAAGGCCUUCACAUUUCGGACAUCCCGCUGCACGACGCGUCCCGCGAUCUGGUACUGCUGUCCGAAAAAUUCGAAGCCGAGUACAAACUGACGACCAACCUGGAGAUCCUAACGGAUCGACUCCAGCAGACGUACCGCGAUCUGGACGGCGAAAAGCAAAAAACGGAUCGGCUGCUGUACUCGGUCCUCCCCAAAACGGUGGCCAAUGAGCUGCGACAUCAGCGACCGGUACCGCCCAAACGGUACGAUAGCGUAACGCUGAUGUUCUCCGGUGUUGUGGGUUUCGGUCAGUACUGUGCCGCCAAUACGGAUGCCGAGGGUGCGAUGAAGAUAGUCAAAAUGCUCAACGAACUGUACACGAUCUUCGACGAGCUGACGGAUUCGAAGAGUAACUCGAACAUCUACAAGGUGGAAACGGUGGGUGAUAAGUACAUGGCGGUUUCCGGGUUGCCGGAUGAGUGCGAGAAUCAUGCCAAAUGUAUAGCGCGGCUUGCUUUGGAUAUGAUGGAUAUGGCGAGGAAUGUUAAGAUGGGAUCGGAGUCGCUGAAAAUCACAAUUGGAAUUCACUCGGGUGAAGUAGUGACGGGUGUAAUCGGUAACCGAAUGCCGCGUUACUGCUUGUUCGGUAAUACGGUCAAUCUGACGAGUCGAACGGAAACCACUGGUGUUCACGGACGGAUCAACAUCAGCGAAACGACUUACAAACUACUCUGCGAACCGGUCAAUCAGGAUCCAUCCUUCCAGCUGGAAUACCGUGGCCCGGUAGUCAUGAAGGGUAAACCGGAACCGAUGGAUUGUUGGUUCCUCAACAGGAAAAAAUCCGACAGCAGCGGGGGGCAACCGCCACCUGUCAGUGUGGUUGCUGCUACGCCUAAAAAAUAAAACAAUAGAAAACAAAUAAGCAAACAGUAAACAAAAAGUGUGUUUCCUGAAUCUCUAAAUUUAGCCGUGAAAUGACAUAACAUCAGCUGGUAGAAUCUAAUGGCUUAUCAUCAUACAAACAAAUCGACCGAAGAUAGUAAAGCUCUCAAAACCUGCUUCUAAACUAACUAGACGAAAUCUGAACUAAAAGCUGUAGAGUAGAGAACGGAUAGCUAAAUGAUCAAGUGGAAUUGAAAAAGUAUCUGUACAAAGGUGUGAAGCUAGAAUGAUAGCUGUACAAAGCAUAAAGGAACGCAAACAUAUUUAUCAAAUAGCAGAUUAGAAUACAGAACCACGCGAUUGUCCAAUGGUCAAGGUCGGCAAACUAACGCUUCAUAAUAAAUAUUGACUAGAUGUUGUAGCUUAACAAAAAAAAUAAUACUAAAAUACCGAAAUGUAAGGUAAGAACUUUGAGUGCAAUCAAGUAGAUCAAAUCUCGAAAUCAGAUUCAAAGCAAACUCUCAAAGGGGCUGUUUCUAUUGUUGUAAGUGAAUUGCAAUGUUGUUUUUGUUAUGUUUACAUUUUUGUUAUAUAUCUGUUGUGAUAUCUUUUUUGGAGACUUAUUGAGACGUUCGAUUUUUUAACCAGCUUACAGAUGAACAUUGUGAGACAAUUUUUUUCCAUUCUCUCUAGUACCUACCGUAGAUGUGAGUAACUAAGAGUCGAUAUUUCAGACAAACAUAGAACAUAUAAACCUGACCACGAUGAAAACCUAUCGCGAUAAUGAAAGAAAGGAAUCGAUAUUUGUUUUCUGGAAUUGAAUAAAUACGGAAGUAAUGUCAGAACAAGUCGGAAUAAAAGAGCCAAAAACGAAUACGUAUAUGAGCUAAAAA
Molecule: messenger RNA, 4594 nt
Organism: Topomyia yanbarensis
Lineage: Eukaryota; Metazoa; Arthropoda; Insecta; Diptera; Culicidae
Gene: Gycbeta100B
Product: guanylate cyclase soluble subunit beta-1
Exons: 11
Coding region: 1428-3722 (764 amino acids)
Biological process (GO): cGMP biosynthetic process; response to oxygen levels
Cellular component (GO): guanylate cyclase complex, soluble
Molecular function (GO): guanylate cyclase activity; heme binding
Source: RefSeq, a predicted model, not a curated record